Messenger RNA from Eufriesea mexicana, 1215 nucleotides. Its product is annotated as odorant receptor 4-like. Gene Ontology annotation, molecular function: odorant binding; olfactory receptor activity. Gene Ontology annotation, cellular component: plasma membrane. The record is from RefSeq and is a predicted model, not a curated record. Gene Ontology annotation, biological process: sensory perception of smell; detection of chemical stimulus involved in sensory perception of smell. The transcript is spliced from 5 exons. Bases 1 to 1215 code for a protein of 404 amino acids. NCBI's taxonomy places the organism in Eukaryota, Metazoa, Arthropoda, Insecta, Hymenoptera, Apidae.
AUGGCAGACGAGCUUACAGAAGUUAAGAAAAAAUUUGGUAGUCUCAGCGAAUAUAGCAUACAGCUGAAUCGAUGGUUCUUGAAACCAAUAGGCGCGUGGCCCGAAUCAUCCUCUACUACGAGACAUGAAAAAAUUCUUUCACAAAUUUCAAUUAUCAUCUGUUGGUGCAUCUCAUUGUUCACUAUAAUUCCUGCUCUACUUCGCCUCAUCCUAGAAAAGGAAGAUCUUUACCUUAAACUUAAAGCAUUUGGUCCACUAUGCCAUUGGAUUGUUGGAGUAUUUAACUAUGCUGCAUUAUUAUUACGCAAAGAUGAAAUACGUCGUUGCAUAGAACACAUACAGGCCGAUUGGGAAAUAAUAACGAGAAUCACAGAUCAGAGAAUAAUGUUGAAGAAUGCCAAAAUUGGCCGAUCUAUCGCGGCUUUCACUGCAGCUUUUGUGCAUAGUGGUAUCGUUUCUACUUGCAUUGUAUUGGGUGCUUUGAAACAUACCAUUAAAGUUGACAACGAAACCAUAAACAUAUAUACACUACCUUGCCCACCUUAUAAAAUUCAGACUGAUACUAAUCCAACACACGGCAUUAUUCUGGGCUCACAAUUUCUCUCAGGAUUUAUCGCCAGUUCGAGCGCAGUUGGCGCCUUCAGUCUUGCUACUGUUUUUGCCAGCCAUGCUCUUGGUCAAUUGGACGUGAUGGCAAUUUGGAUCAAUGAAUUUGUGAAUCAAUCAAAUCAAGAAAAGGAUACCCAUACUCACGAAAUAAGCGUAAUUGUCGAACAUCAUCUGAGGAUCCUCAAUCUCGUAGAACACAUUGAACAUAUGAUGAGUGGAAUAUGCUUCAUGGAAACGUUCAAGUGUAUGGUGGGUAUGUGCAUGCCUAGCUAUUUCAUUCUUGAGGAAUGGUCUGAACAUAAUAUUCAAAAUUUGGUUACAUAUGCUAUGAUAAUUGUAUCUAUGACUUUUAACAUAUUUUUAGUAUGUUAUAUCGGUGAAUUACUAUCAGAACAGUGUAAGAAAGUUGGUGAUAUAGUUUACAUGACGAAUUGGUACCAAUUGCCUGACAAAGAGAUCUUGAAUCUCGUUAUGAUCAUUUCACGAUCUAGCAUGGAAAUUAAAAUUACUGCCGGAAAAUUGAUUACAUUAUCUGUCUACACCUUUGGUAAUAUAGUAAAAACCGUUUUCGGAUAUUUAAAUAUACUACGUCAAGCUACGAUGUAA